This is a messenger RNA of Dunckerocampus dactyliophorus (ringed pipefish), 681 nucleotides long. RefSeq lists its product as uncharacterized. Gene Ontology annotation, cellular component: endoplasmic reticulum. Lineage: Eukaryota; Metazoa; Chordata; Actinopteri; Syngnathiformes; Syngnathidae. The coding region runs from base 128 to 328 and encodes 66 amino acids. The record is from RefSeq and is a predicted model, not a curated record. Gene Ontology annotation, biological process: endoplasmic reticulum unfolded protein response. The transcript has 3 exons.
CACGUGACAAAUUCGCCUUCGGCUUGGUAAGUGUUAGCAUUACCACAAGCGCGCCUAUCUUUCGGCAGCGGGUAGCACACAUCUGCCUACCGUUCACGUCCUGGUUCGGUUCGGUCCCAUCACCAACAUGUCGGGAGUGCAGCGGAUGAAAGUGGCGAACGAGCGGCACAGCAAGACAAUCACACAGCGGGGACACGUCCAGAAAACAUCGCGGCCCGUCAACGAGGAGAAGUCUCCGGUGGGUCCGUGGCUGCUGGCGCUCUUCGUCUUUGUGGUUUGUGGAUCAGCAAUCUUCCAGAUCAUCCAGAGUAUCAGACAGGGCAUGUGAUGACCUUUAACAUCUGGAGCUGUGGCAGAGUUGGACCCUUGACUUUGAUACACACGCUUGGGAAGCAAACCAGUUUAUCUUAUUUAGUUAUUUUUGCUUUGCUAUUGUAUUGACCAGAUAUUUAGUGUCAUGUUUGUUCGGAUCAAACGUGCGACAGGCUUCACCUAAAUUUGUUAGUUGCAUUUUUUUUUUUUUAGUCAACACAAAGCAUAUCAAGUUAACAGACUAUGUUGUUUACUACAUUUUCCAUAUAUUCCAAUGAAAACGAUGACACAUCCACAAUGCUUUGCUUUGUUUAUGUCCAAAGCUGAAGAGCCGCAGCUUUUAUAUGAAAUAAAGCAGAUAUUUUUCUC